This is a messenger RNA of Elephantulus edwardii (Cape elephant shrew), 2272 nucleotides long. It is a transcript of the gene PRKCE, whose product is annotated as protein kinase C, epsilon. The transcript has 15 exons. Gene Ontology annotation, biological process: protein phosphorylation. Bases 56 to 2269 code for a protein of 737 amino acids. Lineage: Eukaryota; Metazoa; Chordata; Mammalia; Macroscelidea; Macroscelididae. Gene Ontology annotation, molecular function: diacylglycerol-dependent, calcium-independent serine/threonine kinase activity; ATP binding. The record is from RefSeq and is a predicted model, not a curated record.
CAUUCCUGCCCUCGGGGUGGACGGAGUGACCCCGACCCCACUCCCUCUUCCGACCAUGGUAGUAUUCAAUGGCCUUCUUAAAAUUAAAAUUUGUGAGGCCGUGAGCUUGAAGCCCACAGCUUGGUCACUGCGCCAUGCGGUGGGACCCCGGCCCCAGACUUUCCUUCUCGACCCCUACAUUGCCCUAAAUGUGGACGAUUCGCGCAUCGGCCAAACAGCCACCAAGCAGAAGACCAACAGCCCAGCCUGGCAUGACGAGUUCGUCACCGACGUGUGCAAUGGACGCAAAAUUGAGCUGGCUGUCUUCCACGAUGCCCCCAUCGGUUACGACGAUUUCGUGGCCAACUGCACCAUCCAGUUCGAGGAGCUGCUGCAGAACGGGAGCCGCCACUUCGAGGACUGGAUUGAUCUGGAGCCAGAAGGAAGAGUGUAUGUGAUCAUUGAUCUCUCGGGGUCGUCCGGUGAAGCCCCUAAAGACAAUGAAGAGCGUGUGUUCAGGGAGCGCCAGCGGCCAAGGAAGCGGCAGGGGGCCGUCCGGCGUAGGGUCCACCAAGUCAAUGGCCACAAGUUCAUGGCCACCUACCUUCGACAGCCCACCUACUGCUCCCACUGCAGAGAUUUCAUCUGGGGUGUCAUAGGAAAGCAGGGAUACCAGUGUCAAGUUUGCACGUGUGUUGUCCACAAGCGGUGCCAUGAGCUCAUAAUCACCAAAUGCGCUGGAUUGAAGAAGCAUGAGGCUCCCGACGAGGUGGGCUCCCAGCGGUUCAGCGUCAACAUGCCCCACAAGUUUGGUAUCCAUAACUACAAGGUCCCCACCUUCUGUGACCACUGUGGGUCUUUGCUCUGGGGCCUCUUGCGACAGGGCUUGCAAUGUAAAGUCUGCAAGAUGAAUGUUCACCGGCGGUGUGAGACCAACGUUGCCCCCAACUGUGGGGUGGAUGCCAGAGGAAUUGCCAAGGUGCUGGCCGACCUCGGCGUCACUCCAGACAAGAUCACCAACAGUGGCCAGAGGAGGAAAAAGCUCAUUGCUGGUGCUGAGUCCCUGCAGCCUGCUUCUGGAAGCUCAGCCUCUGAAGAAGAUCGAUCCAAGUCAGCACCCACCUCCCCUUGUGACCAAGAAAUAAAAGAACUUGAAAACAACAUCAGGAAGGCCUUGUCGUUUGACAAUCGAGGAGAGGAACACCGGGCAGCAGCGUCUACUGAUGGCCACCUGAGCAGCCCUGGCGAGAAUGGGGAAGUCCGGCAAGGCCAGGCCAAGCGCUUGGGACUGGAUGAGUUCAACUUCAUCAAGGUGUUGGGCAAAGGCAGCUUUGGCAAGGUCAUGUUGGCAGAACUAAAGGGCAAAGAUGAAGUGUAUGCUGUGAAGGUCUUAAAAAAGGAUGUCAUCCUUCAGGAUGAUGACGUGGACUGCACAAUGACAGAGAAGAGGAUUCUGGCCCUGGCACGAAAACACCCGUACCUAACUCAACUCUACUGCUGCUUCCAGACCAAGGACCGCCUCUUUUUUGUCAUGGAAUAUGUCAACGGUGGAGACCUCAUGUUUCAGAUUCAACGCUCUCGAAAAUUCGAUGAGCCUCGCUCCCGGUUCUAUGCUGCGGAGGUCACCUCGGCCCUCAUGUUCCUCCACCAACAUGGCGUCAUCUACAGGGAUUUGAAACUGGACAAUAUCCUCCUAGAUGCAGAAGGUCACUGCAAGCUGGCGGACUUUGGGAUGUGCAAGGAAGGGAUUCUGAAUGGAGUGACCACUACCACAUUCUGUGGGACUCCGGACUACAUUGCUCCUGAGAUCCUCCAGGAGUUGGAGUAUGGCCCUUCAGUGGACUGGUGGGCCCUGGGGGUGCUGAUGUAUGAGAUGAUGGCUGGACAGCCCCCGUUUGAAGCUGACAAUGAGGACGACCUCUUUGAAUCCAUCCUCCACGAUGAUGUGUUGUACCCCGUCUGGCUCAGCAAGGAGGCUGUGAGCAUCUUGAAAGCGUUUAUGACCAAGAACCCUCACAAACGCCUGGGCUGCGUGGCGGCACAGAACGGCGAGGAUGCCAUCAAGCAACACCCGUUUUUCAAGGAGAUCGACUGGGUGCUUCUGGAACAGAAGAAGAUCAAGCCCCCCUUCAAGCCGAGAAUUAAAACCAAAAGAGACGUCAAUAACUUUGAUCAAGACUUUACCCGGGAAGAGCCGGUACUCACACUUGUGGAUGAAGCGAUUGUGAAGCAGAUAAACCAGGAGGAGUUCAAAGGCUUCUCCUACUUUGGUGAAGACCUGAUGCCAUGAAAG